Molecule: messenger RNA, 1950 nt
Organism: Coniophora puteana RWD-64-598 SS2
Lineage: Eukaryota; Fungi; Basidiomycota; Agaricomycetes; Boletales; Coniophoraceae
Exons: 11
Coding region: 1-1950 (649 amino acids)
Biological process (GO): exocytosis
Cellular component (GO): exocyst
Molecular function (GO): phosphatidylinositol-4,5-bisphosphate binding
Source: RefSeq, a predicted model, not a curated record
AUGGACGACGAUGGCGCAGAAAUCGAGCUCCUCGAGCAAAACAUGAACAAGACGCGUCAAAUAUCGCGUCGGAUGUCUUCAAUCCUGACUACCUUUGAAUCUCGUCUCGUGAAGCUUGAGAAAUCAGUCCUCCCACUGUACACCUCGACCCAGAAGCUCAACUUACGGGCUCAUAACAUCGAUCGAGCUUUACUCAAGAUAGAUGAACUCGCCAGUAGUCAGGAAGGGAUAGCGGAAGAAGAGGGGCUUAUUCUCCGAGGUCCUCAACCUGGCCAACUUGACACCUACAUUACGACGUUGGAGAAGCUCAAUGCAUCCAUAGCCUUCAAGUCUGCUUCAGACUCCCGCGAUGCUGCAACGCUAGUCCAAUCCGGCGCCAAUAAGCUUGCGUCACUUUACACCAAGCUCGUCGCAGAAGCGUCCUCCGGAUCGCCCUCCACAGUGGCCUCGACAGCUUUCCCCCCAAACAUCUUGUCGAUACUCACCCCUCUUGUUGCCGCUCUUCGCUCCCUGCCACUCCCGUCGACACACCCUUCCCACCCUGCAGCGUCCGCCAUCCGCUCGGCGCUUGCUUCGGCUCAGACUGGUUAUGCGGAUAUGCGGGGCUCGUGGCAUAGACGCGCCCUUUCAGGCCCAGCAAAGCGUCUUGUGGAUCGCGCGGAGAAUGUCGACGGCGUCGCUAUGGGCAAGGAGUUCAGCGAUUGGCUUGAUCGACUCUUGAGCGCAGCCGAGAGCGAACAUGCCUCCUUAAUCUCCCUUGCGCCGCUCCCCACACCCUCUCUCAUUGCACAAGCAUACACUACGCUUCUCACCCCGCUCUUUCAACUAUUCACCGAGACAAUUAACUCCCUGAACAACAUCGUCCGCCGAAACCUACACAAACAUGCCUUCCUUGCUCUCGGGCUGUACACAUCUCUACAAGACAGUUCUCUCUACAGCCGCUGGGAACGGAUUGCCACGAGACGCGAGGACUCUUCUACCUCUGGCUCGACGUCCACCGCCAAUAUGGGAGCCGACGCCCGAGGAGGGGGCGGGACGCUGCCUUCGGAGCACAAAGACGCGAUGAACUCGGUCAGGGCUGUGUGUCUCCGGAGCUUUCCCGAGCUACUCGCGGACAUCAAGAUGGCGGGCGCGCCGACCGCUCCUACGGCCAAGUCGGGUGCGGACAAGGGCCUGGAUAUUGGGACCAGUACUGUAAACUAUCUUGCGAAGAUACCGAGUGUCCAUAGCGCUGUUGGGUCGGCGCUUGUUGCGCUGGGAGACGGGAACUGGAAGAUGGGUGCCGCGAGCAAGGUCGGGAAAAGCACGUUUGGCGAGGGCGACGAGGCGGUUUUGGUGCAGCACUUUGUCUUCGACGUCGUCAAAGAGCUCAUCACAACGAUCAACUCCCUCUCGAAACAACACCGCAAGCCAGCCUCAGGGUCCAUCUUCCUUCUCAACAACAUCACCUAUCUCCGCUCGCGCCUUCUGUCUGUCCCGCAACACACCACCAGCCCUUUGAAUGGGGCUACUACCGUGCUCGACACGAUGUCCCAGCCCUCACGUGAUGCGCUAAGCUCCGCUUGGCGCACCGCCAAAGCAGGGUACCUCGACUCGCACCUUGCGUCGCUCCUGGGCGCGUUUAGCGAGGCGUCGAGUGCGAGCGCAGGCAAGGCGGCGGCGAAGGAGGCGUUCGUCAAAUUCUACGAGGCGCUCGAGGAGGUGCUUGAACGGCACAAGGGCGUGCGCGUGCUCGGCGAUGUGAUCGACGGCGAUGGGAAGGGCGGGACGUGGGACGAGGGCACGGAGAGGGGUGCGCUGGAGGACGAGGUGAUUAGGCUGGUUGUGCCGGCGCUGAGGGCUUUCGUGCAGAAGCAAAAAGACCGGGAGUUCAGUAAGAACCCCCAGAAAUAUAUCAAGUUCUCGCCGGAGGAGGUUGAGAAUCAGUUGAGAGGUCUGUACAAUAGAUGA